Messenger RNA from Sipha flava (yellow sugarcane aphid), 2159 nucleotides. RefSeq lists its product as uncharacterized. The transcript is spliced from 2 exons. NCBI's taxonomy places the organism in Eukaryota, Metazoa, Arthropoda, Insecta, Hemiptera, Aphididae. The record is from RefSeq and is a predicted model, not a curated record. Bases 976 to 1749 code for a protein of 257 amino acids.
UUUUACAUUUAUAUAAGCAUUUCAGCAUUUGUUCAUAUUUUAAAAUGCAAAAAGAAAAUAUAAUAGAAUUUUUACUAACCAGUGGUUUUAAUGCUUUAACAUACGAACAAAAAAAUCAAAUUAAACUUAAUCGCCCAACUCCUCAUUUAUUAUUAACAUGUCAAGACGGUAAAUGUAUUAGAACAUUUCAAAAGAAUUGGUAUAGUAAAUUUCCGUGGCUUACUGGUUGUGAUAAACGAAAUAAAGUGUUUUGUUUUACUUGUGUAAUAUUUGGAGGGUAAAAGGAAUGGAGUGUUAAUGGAUUGUCAUCAAUAAAAAUUUUUUUAAGGAAAUCAGAAAAACACGCCAUUUCCCAAAAUGAUUUAACUAAUCAAGAAAAAUUUCAUCUAUUGGGUAAAGUCCGAAUUGAACACGUGGUUUCAGAAGGUCGACGACUUGCUGCUGUAAAACAUAACGAACAGGUCGGUAUAAAUAGACGUUUAAUAGCACUUAUGAUACAUGUUGUUUGUUUUUUGGGCAAACAAGAACUUGCUUUUCGUGGCCACCGGGAAAAUAAUGAAUCUUUAAAUAAGGGGAAUUAUCUUGAAUUACUUGAGCUACUGGCUCAAGAAGAGCAGUUGCUUAAAGAGCACUUAUUGUCAUCGGCAAUAUUUAAAGGGACAUCUAAGAUGAUACAAAAUAAUUUGAUUGAAUGCGUUACUUCCGUUUUGAAUUCAAAAUUUUUUAAUGAAAUACAAAAAGUUAAUUACGUAUCUAUUCAAGCAGAUGAAACGACUGAUGUAUCGUGCCGAUCCCAAAUGAGCAUAAUUUUUCGGUAUGUUGUAGAACAAAAAAAUUGUGGAACGAUUUAUUGGUUUUUUUGACGUUUCAAAGAAUAAAACAGCCUCUGAAUUAGCAGAUAUAAUUUUAUCUGAAAUUAAUAAGUGGAAAAUUGGAAAUAAAAUUAUAUGUCAGACCUAUGAUGGUGCAUCGGUUAUGUCGGGAGAAAAAAGUGGUGUACAAUUUCUUAUAAGGCAAAUUUAUCCAAAUACAUUAUUUAUUCAUUGUUACGCACAUCAGUUGAACUUGGUAUUGUUACACGGAGCGAAGACAAUAAAAUCAGUCAAACUCUUUAUUUGCAAUCUAACUAUGUUCAUUACGUUUUUUAGUCGGUCUACAAAAAGAAACCUCAAAAAUGCUGUUUUACAUGUAACUGAAGAACCAGGUUGGGACCCUAUAUCCGUUUGUACAGCAUCUGGUCUUUAUGAUAAGCUAAAUGAUGCGAACUUCGUAUAUUUUUUGAUUUUGUUUGGCAAAGUUUUUUUAUACACAGAUCAUGUAUUUAAAUUUCUCCAAUUAAAAUCACUUUCGAAUAUAAAAUCUUGCAUUUUUGAAAUUCAAAAUUUAAAAAAAAAUUUGACCGAUUUAAGAAAUGAUACAAAUGUGAAUAACUAUUGUGACGAAGCAAUACUAUUAAACAACAAUUUAGAGUACGAAGACAAAAAACGAAACGAAUUACGUAAAAUUACAUAUGAAAUUCUAGAUUCAUUAAUCGUCCAAAUUAACAUACGAUUUGAAGAUUUUCCAAAACUAGAGUUUGUAGAAAUUGUAAAUGAAAAAAUGUUUAAAAGCUACUACACUCAAUUUCCUGAGGCAAAGUUCAUCAAGUUAUUACAGCAAUAUCCUAAUACUUUUGAUGCAGAUCGUUUACGCAAUGAAUUGGCUGUAAUUUAUGCGAAUGAUAAAAUCAUUUGCCUCCUCAUGAACUAGAUUUUAUAAUAAAAAGUAAGUGAUAAUAAUAAAUUCAUUCAAAUUAAAUAUCAUUAAUUUUCAUAUUAUAUUUAAUUUUUCCUUUGCAAUUUACAAGUGAUUUACAUCAAGAUAUUUAUCCUCAGGUGACUAAACUUUGUCAGUUAGUGUUAACUAUUCCAUCUACGACAGCUUCUAGUGAACGGUCUAUGAGUACAUUAAAACGUAUCAAGACUUUUCUUAGAAACACAAUGACCAAUGAUCGGCUUUCAAGUUUAUCAUCCUUGGCGAUUGAAAAAAAUCUACUGGGUGAUAUGGCAAAGGAUCCAACUUUUGUAGACAAUGUUAUUGAUGAGUUUGCAGAUAAAAAAGAUUGAAGAAUUGAAUUAGUUUAUAAACAAAUUUAGUAUUAAAUUAAGUUAAAAAUAUUA